AAGAGUUAGCCCCUCCACCUUCCCUUCUCUCCGUCUUUCACCAAGAAGCAUGGCAGAAGGGCUAGUCAUGGAAUCUCAUUAUAAGGUAUCCUCACUGAAAGGGAAGGUGGCACUCAUCACAGGUGCCAGCUCAGGACUAGGAGCUGCAGUGGCUGUUCUGUUUGCUAAAUUAGGAGCAAAACUGGCACUUAAUGGGCGAAACGAGGUGAAACUCAGGGAAACAGCACAGCAGUGUGAAGAGUUUCUGAAGGAAAAGCCGUUCCUAGUACCUGGUGACUUAGCAAGUGAAGAUGUGAUCAAGAAAGUCCUAGAGGAGACUCUUGCACAUUACGGUCAGCUGGAUGUACUGGUAAACAGUGCUGGAAUACUUGAAAUGGGAACAAUCGAGAACACCACUCUGGAGCAGUUUGAUAAAGUUAUGAACAUUAAUGUCAGAUCUCUGUACUACCUCACUCACCUAGCAGUGCCUCACCUGAUCAAAACCAAAGGCUGCAUCGUAAACAUCUCUAGUGUUACUGGACAAAGAUCUUUCCCUAAUGUUCUGCCAUAUUGUAUGUCAAAAGCAGCGGUAGAUCACUUCACAAGGUGUGUCGCUCUAGAACUUGCUGCCAAACAAGUAAGAGUUAAUGCUGUCUGCCCGGGUGUGAUCGUUACAGAAGUUCAUAAGCGAGCUGGUCUGACUGAAGAGCAGUAUGCCCAGUUUCUUGAACACUGCAAGGAGACACAUGCACUGGGAAGGCCAGGUGUUCCAGAUGAAGUGGCUCAAACAGUAGCCUUUCUGGCUUCAGAUGCAGCAUCUUUUAUCACUGGAGUUACCCUUCCUGUAGAUGGUGGACGUCAUGCAAUGUGUCCCAGAUGAAUCUCAUUGUUGGAAAAGUACCAGAUCUGCAGCAUGAAUUUUUCAGUUUUAUGACUGUUUAUUGUUGCACUGAUCAAUGAAUGAAAAGCUGCUAAAAUAAAUAAACUAAAUAAAUGUAAAUCCAUUCAU
Protopterus annectens (West African lungfish) is the source of this 988-nucleotide messenger RNA. RefSeq names its product 3-oxoacyl-[acyl-carrier-protein] reductase FabG-like. NCBI's taxonomy places the organism in Eukaryota, Metazoa, Chordata, Ceratodontiformes, Protopteridae. Gene Ontology annotation, molecular function: oxidoreductase activity. Bases 50 to 859 code for a protein of 269 amino acids. The transcript has 8 exons. The record is from RefSeq and is a predicted model, not a curated record.